GAAGUGGGAAACUUGAAAAACUCUUUUAUUGGAUGUUCUUGACAAGCAUGCUCCAUCAAAAGAAAAAAGGGUAAAAAACAAACCGAAUGUGCCUUGGCUAACAAGCGAAAUUAAACUACAAAUUCGCGAGCGAGAUCGUCUUAAACGUCUUGCAAUUAAAUUUAGUUCAGAAGAUUAUUGGAGUGCGUACAAAAUCUAUAGAAAUAAAACAACGGAUGUAUUGCGUAAAGCGAAAGCUAUUUACUACAAAAGGCAAUUUGAAAAUGCCAAAGAUGAUCCCAAAAAAGCUUGGAAAACUGUUAAUAAAAUCCUUAACCAUGAAAAAAAGAGUAGUGAUAUUAACUGUAUUAAUGCCGAAUCGAAAACCGUCAAAUUCUAGUCCCCAAUAAGUUGGCCGAAUGUUUCAACUAUUAUUUCACUAAUAUUGGACUAGAGAUCGCUAAUAGUAUUGAUAGUAGCAAUGUUAAUUUCCGAGACAACAUUAUAAAUACAUCAGGUAUAUUUAAUUUUCGAACUAUUUCUGUAUCGAAAGUUGAUAAGAUCCUUCGUCCGUUAAACCCUUGUAAAUCCACAGGGAUUGAUGAAAUUCCUGCCAAAAUUAUUCGAAUUGCAUCUCCUGUAAUUGUAAAGUCGAUAACGGAAAUUUUUAAUAGGGCAAUUCUCUCCGAAGUUAUUCCAUCUGAAUGGAAAUCAGUUAGGGUAAUUCCUUUGCAUAAAAAUGGUCCCAAAAAUUUUAUUAAAUAAUUAUCGCCCUAUUUCUAUUUUGCCUGUAUAAGUAAAAUUAUCGAAAAUUAAGGUACUAUAUGAACAAUUAUAUGACUGCUUUGUUUCUAAUAAUUUACUUUCUCGUCAUCAGUUUGGCUUUACACAGUUUCAUUCUACAGCAUCUGCCCUUUUGGAUGGAACCAAUGAAUGGUUUAUCAACAUGGACCGCGGUAUGUUAAAUAUUUCAGUCUUUCUCGAUUUAAGCAUAAAGCUUAAGCUUUAUGGCUUGGAACAACCUUCCAUGAACCUUUUAAAUUCAUACCUUGCGAAUAGAACCCAGCUAUGCACUAUUAAUGGUGUCUUAUCCGGCCCUAAGCCUGUCACGUGUGGAAUUCCUCAAGGUUCAAUUCUUGGCCCUCUUCUAUUUCUAGUCUAUAUAAACGAUUUACCCAGCUGUUUGGAAUACGUUUUUAUCGCCAAGAAUCAAAGAAUGUUUGCCGACGAUACCACGUUAAAACUGUAUCUGGUAAAUCAAUGCAUGAAGUAGAGCAGGUCAUUAGCCACGAUCUUGCAAACGUUAAGCGGUGGCUCUCUUUUAACAAACUGUCCCUAAAUCUGGUCAAAACUGAAUACUUACUAAUUGGAUCACGGUAUAAUAUCAAUAACUUACUUACUGCCCCAAAUGUUUACGUUGGAGAUAUACCAAUUAGAAGGGUCAUAAGAGAAACAAAGGCACUUGCAGUCUAUAUUGAUGAAUUUCUAUCUUGGGAAAAGCAUAUUACUACAAAUUGCUAAAAAAGCUUCGUCCAGAAUUGCAGCGAUCAGAAAGCUCAAAUCUUGCAUUGUGCAUUAUAGGUGCCUAUAAUGCACUUAUAGCACCUCAUUUCGAUUAUUGUUGUGAAGUUUGAGACAUUAUCGGCAUUGUACUUCCUGACCGCUUGCAAAGAUUACAAAACAGGGCUGCUAGAGUUAUAACUGGUCGUAUAAAGGAGCCAUCCCUAUAAACGAACAUCGCCAGUCUGAACUUGCUCUGAAUGAAUUGGAUGGAAGCCACUGAGCGAACGCAGGAUCAAGUUCGUAGCAAAUUCAAUGUAUAAAAUUACGCGUAAUCUAGCGCCAAAAACGUUAGCUGAUAUUUUUAUACAGACGCCUCCCUCCCAAUAUUACAAUUUACGAGGCUCUUCCACUAAGCUCUUUUUGCCUCACCCCACUCUGACGUUCUUAAAAAAGGUCUGAGUUGCAAAGGGGCAAAAAUGUGGAAUAGCCUCUCAGAAGAAUUACGAACUAAGGAUUCUCUUUAUUCCUAAUUUAAUACUAAUUUUACAAUGCCUGGCCGGUAAUCAUAUUAUAAUAUUGUAGUUUUAUUUAAAUAUGUAGUGUAUAUUAUGUAUAGUGUCUGAUGUAAAUAUUUUUUUGUUAUUUUUGUAUGAAUACCUACGCCCCCUUGGAAAUCAGCUUUCUGCUGUAGGGUACGUUUAGCGUGGUGAAAUAAAGUUUUACCUUACCUUACCUUAUUUGCAUUGUGUUUGUAUUGAGUUAGACAAGCUCAUUAUCAUAUCUAAUAACACCAAACAAAAUGUGUGAUUGGAAACAUUCUCAGGGCUACUCGCAAAAUACUAAAAAACCACGCCCUUGAAAUGAGUUAAUACCUCGCCACGAAAAUUAAAUUUUCCCAGGGCAUCUUUGCACAACCGAAGGAUUAUUAAUCCGCCUUUUUAUACGAUUGCUAUACCACAGUACAUCACGAUGGUAUCAUUUACAUUUAAUUCACACUAUCAAAGUAUACCAAACCUCAGUGUAUCAAAGGAAAUACUAAGGCACUCACUUGGAGUGACUUAUGUCCGGUGGGGGAAAAGACCUGUCCAAAUACCGCAGCUACAAUGGUUUAUGAAGGUAACAAUAAGAUUGCAUAUACAAUGCACAUAUAUAAAAAGUUUUUAUAUGAUCAAUUGCCAACCCCAAAUAAAAUGCAAAGUUUAAUAAUACAAAGUGUCUCAUGGACUAGAGUAACAAAGUUUCCCUGUUUCAGAAUGAAUAAUAUAGUAAUUGAACUGAGUGGAGUAAAACUUGGACUGAAAUCAAACGCAAAACUUUUAGGUUAUGUCGGAGGAACUCAUUGGAUUCAAAGGGGCGGUGCAUCUAAUUACGUAUGUUUGAGACGUGACCCGAUUUAUACACAAUAUCAAUCUGGGUAUCAAUCGCGUAUUUCCCGAAUCUGUGGCACAGAAUAUCAAACGUACUCCACUGGCAUAUAUCCCAGCAGCCUGCACGACCAUGAUGUCCCUUGUGCUGUGUGUCAUGUUGCCAAACGUUCUUCACAAAUGAUGAUACCAGGUCGUAAUAUAUGUCCUGCGAGAUGGACACGCGAGUACAGAGGGUACCUGAUGUCAGAGAAACACGAUCACCAUCGUACAAUGUAUACAUGCGUGGAUGAAUAUCCUAAUCACACGAGAGGAACCCACGCUGUUAAUGGCGCUUUGUUUUAUUUUGUUGAAGAAGAAUGUGGCUCACUUCCCUGCAAGCCUUAUAUAGGAGAAUGUGAGCUGACAUGCGCAGUAUGCUCUCGCUAAAUAUGAACUCAUCUUUAACAUGGCCAAUUGUUGAACAUCAUUUAUUGUCACAAUCAUUUAUAUAUUAUACUUAAUUGCACAUUUUAUACGAACUCUUAGAAAGACACUCAACUUAAAAUCAAUAGACUUUUUGUCUCACUUCAGGCAAAUAAUAAUAUUAAAAUGGUAAUGUAAUAAUAAUUAAUAAUGGUAAUAAUGUUGUAAUAUGUAAUAAACAUUGUAAACAGUGCACGUUGUCUCACCUUUAGAAAAAUAAUAUGUGAGCAAUAGUAUAACCCCAAUAUUGCAUAUAAAUCACAAUUGCAGACUUAAUUAUUAUAAUUAAAAGCAACAAAACUUUAAAGGUGGUCUACAGUCCGUAUGCAAACAAAGCCUUUGUUUACAUUUUUUGUCCAAAAUAUUGAGCUUUAUUCGACACUAUUUAUAUUUUCAAGCUUCUAGAGUAUAAUAAAUUAUCAAGAAACAACAAUUAGGCUUUUCAAGAACUCAAAACAUAGUUAAACUGUUUGUAUCAUAAAAAGUGGGCUCAUUUGUGCACAUGCGCAGAUCGGACUGUAGAUCACCUUUAAAAGCAGCCUAAAACUAACGAUGUUUAUUUAAUUAAGUGUGGCAGACAAUCAUUGUUUUUGACAUACUUUUGCACUUAUGUGUUCAGUGUGAAUAUAUAUAGAACAACCAAUCUCGUUCCCCAAGCCUGCGAUCCUCGGGAAGGAACGUGAGGUUCUGGGAUAAUCCGUUUCAGGGAGGAAUCUGAUUGGCCGUUGAAAUGGAAUGCGUAGUUCAAUCUUGGCCAGGAUUCCUGGCUUCCGGCAACGGAUUAUCCCAGAGUCUCGCGUUCCUUCCCGAGGAUCGCAGGCUCGGGGAACGAGAUUGUAGAACAACCAUCAGGCAGCCUCGUUCCCAGGCUCCAACUUAGACGCGCGAAAUCGUGGCGCGACGCAAGCAGUGGAAAACGGCGCAGCAAAUCAAAGCGCCUGGGGCGAGGCUAACCAUCAGGAGAUAGACCGGAUAACACUAUUAAAUAAAUUAAUUAAAUAAUGAAACUGAAGUUUUAUUAAAAGCAUGACCGCGAAAAUGGCACAACGUUUAACAAAAUGGCCGUGUCAUUGAGCAUUCAUUUCAGGGCAUCGCAGGUUCUGUCAAGAAAUUUCACGCGUUUUUUUUUAAUUUGACUAUCUGCAACAAAAUAAAGUUCAAAUGGUUUGUUUAAAUCGAAUUAUGCAUGACACAUCACACGAUGUUUUGGGCCAUUAACCUGUUUUUGCUAAAAAAAUUCUGACAUUAUACAAAUCAAAAGUUUGCCGAUUAGAUAUUGCAAAAAUACUAAAUAAUUUAGCAGUUCUCCUCAUUAAUAUUCAGUACAGAUCGCUAUUUCGAAUCUUCAAGCGUGCAGUAAAACAUGCUGAAAGUGAAAUCCCGCAUGGCCAUGUGCCAUUCUAACUCAACUUGUAACCUUGAGUGUAACAAGUGCGUGCGUGGAAGCAGAAUGAGGCCAAAUAUGGUGAUCUUAGGACGUUAGUUUCCUUAAACAAUAUCAAUGUACCAUUUAAGGAAAAAUGUAGUUAUUAUCACCGUAAAAUUCCACGUCAUAAACUAAACGAGAAAUAUUUUAAGAGCAUGUUGGUCGACCAUUUGCUCAGUAUAGACUUGAAAUCAUGAUGUUCCGCAACUUUUAUAUUUUGUUCGUUACUCAAUUAUUGUGCCUCACCAUAACAGCCCAGACCGCUGAUCUAGCGAGAAAACGGUAGGUAAAAAGUCAUUAAUGGACAACUUGCAUGUUAGACUAAAUUUUAAUCUAAGCAAAAAGAAGGGAAUCAAACACCACAGCUAAAAAAAGAUAUAGUGAAAUUAGUAAAAUUGAAAAAUUUGGUUGCGAAAUGUUGUAAAGCUUGGAAUUAAAUAUAGCCUUGCAAAGUUUGCAUAUUUUCAGUAUGUUUGUAUUACGAGCGGAAAUUGUUACCAUUUUCGGCUCAAAAAUGGUAACAAUUUCCGCACGUAAUACAAAUAUACUGAAAAUAUGCAAACUUUGCAAGGCUACAUUUUCCAAACUUUACAACAUUUCGCAACCAAAUGUUGCAAUUUUACUAAUUUUAAUAAGUUCUUUACGGGAAUUUACUUUUUUUUUGCCUAGAUCAAAAAUUUGUCUGACAUGCAAGUUGUCUAUUCUAUAAGCCUUGAUUUCUACAAGCAUUGUUCUGCGUGUUAACAUGAAACGCGCAAGGGUGUGUAGUAGCGAAGUAGUUGUAGUUCGCUACUGUAGCGAACUACAAUUUUCAAGUAGCCAGUAGUUUUUGACUACUUUUUUAAAACAGUAGCUGUAGUUAUAGCGAACUACAUUUUGCCUAAAAGUAGCCAAGUAGUUGACUACUUUUUAAACAGCGAAUUGCUAUUCGCUACUUUUUAAAAUUGUUAGCGACUUGAUAGAAUAGCAUGAUAUUGAGACACGGUUUGCUUAAAAUCAACACUCAAUAGUCAAUUUGCACUCUUGAACACUGUAGUGCUUACAUAAAUGUUGCUUUGUGUCUACUGUUCAGUUGCUACUCGUAAGUCGAUUUGUUAUAGGUUAAUUACAUUUCAGCCUGAGUUAGUAGAUGCUCCAAAUACAGUAAAACUAAAAAAUAUAGCGUAGCGAAAUAGCGAAUAGUUCGCUACAUUUUUUAAGCAGUAGCUGUAGUCAGUAGCGAACUACCUUUGUUCAAAAGUAGCAGUAGUUUUAGCUGACUACAUAUUUUUGAAGUAGCUGUAGUUAUAGCGAACUACAAAAAUUUUGUAGUCAACCCACCCUUGGAAACGCGUUCGUACAGUUGAAUGUAUUACCUAAAUUUCAAUUAAGGAAAUAUUGUACAAUGUUGUAAAUCAUUGAGCCAAGCGAGAACCUUUACACACAGGUAUCUUGCAAGCUUAACAGAUGCCUUUGCGAGUAUCAACGCUAAAAAUGUGAAAAUACACAAUAAUAACAAUUCCUGUUGGAGAAACUCUAACAACGGAAAUAUCAUUACCAGCUAUUGCAAUUGGAACUGUCCGUACCAGUGUAGGUAGUUCCAAUAAUAUGAACAAGCUUUAGUUGGUAUGGAUGGAACUACCUGAAAAAUAUAAGGAAAAUUUCUACGUUUUGAGCGAAGGCCCUUCCUCUCGAGUUACUUGGCUAGCUAGUAACUCCAGACGAAGGGCCUUCACUCGAAGCGUCGAAAUUCUCCUUAUAUUUUUCAGGUAGUUGCAUCCCUACCAACGAAAGCUUGUUCAUAUUCUAGUUGGAGCGUGUUUUCCUCCAGUCACCAAUAUUAUACUGCAACAGUGACAUUUUCAUUAAACAGGCGAGCUUUGUCAAGUAAAGGAACUAGUGGAUUAUGUCAGGGACUUCCGGGACUGCCUGGACGAGACGGUAACGUAAAAUUCAAGCUCAUUCAAAAUUAAAUUAAACAACACCUCAUUUUCAAAGACGGACCUAUAAGCAAAAUCGUGACAAUAUCAAUAACAGAUAAUUCACCACGCCCCAAAUACACUCAUUUUGUCGAAAAAGUAGUAAGACCUGAAUAUGCAGGGACGUACGGGGGGGGGGGAGGAGGCGGGGGUAGCGGUCAAAUUACCUGAUUUGUUUUAAAUUACAUUUUACCUUUAUAACCUGAUUUUUCAUUUUUAGCACAAUCGUACGGGAUACAAAACUAUUAGGGAGAUUUGGGGGAAUACUUUCUGGAGAAAAUUGAAUAUCUUGACCCUCAAAUCAGCUAAGUCAUCUCUAAAUUUUCCAGAAAUUACCCAUUAGCAAAUACCUCACCCCCCCCACCCCCGGUCGAUACAACCCUGUGCACUUCCUAAUUGUGAUAAGCUCGUUACACCCCCUUCUGUAGUGAACCUUUAUAGGUUGUAUUAUACGUAUUGACCAGAGGGUUUCACUUUCAUACUUCAGGAAAUUCUAAACGUUUGAAGUUCAAAUUCAAGUCCUUUAACAAUCUGCCCAACUACAUGCAGAUGCUUGGCGCCAUUAUGUACUCAACUUCUAUAUGCAAUCUCGUUGAUAUUUUGUGUUUUUAUUUUUUUGGUCAGGACGUGAUGGCCGCGACGCGACACUUAUCGGUAAGAUACCCCAACGUGAUUGGCUGAUUUGUGGUCACGUGGCUUUAUAUAAAUGCAAUGUAUCCUCCGGACAACAAGUGAGACUCUCAGGAAAACAAAACAAAACUAUUUCCCCCGGGAGACAUUAAGCGUAUAAUAUUUUUUACAGGUAUUAUGGAUUUCAUAUCUGAAAAAUUUCAAAGAAUAAACUCUAAAUUGUAAUCGUACUCAUUAAUACGAGCUUUUCUGCAAUCUGAUUGAUUGAUUGAUCUAUUCGCCAUGUAUCAGCUCAUACACGGGGAUUAGCGCAAAAACUGCAAAAUGUUGCCGAAACACUCCUAAAUAUCUUUUUAACAAAUUACCAUACAUGUCUAGUAAACAUUUAAAUGACAAGUUUCUUAUGAGAAUAUAAGUUGUUUGGAGAAAAUCGUAACAAGAAACAAAUAAAGUCGCAGUCAACAAGUACUUACAGUCAAAACGGAUGUUCUCGUGCGGGCAACAUUGCAAUAUUGUCCCAAAAUAUUGCAAUUCUGAUACGCAGAUUGCUCUGAACAAUUUGCAAGCGAUGCAAACAAAUUAAAUUGCCGGUUGAAAUUCACAAAAGAUUUGUAAACAAAUCCUCUGAUUAGACUAUUAGCUAAAAGGAAGCCAAUCAAAUACUCCGGGCAACUGGAUUGGAGUUUCCUUUUUUCUUAUGGUCCAAUCAGAGGCUUUGUUUACAAAUCAUUUGUGAAUUUCAACUGGCAAUUUGUUCUAUCAAAGAGUCCUGAUCAACCACAAUGCAAUGUGCGCAUUUGUUAACGUUUUCCCGUUACUUUUAUCAAUUGUUGCCGCCAUUUUCGAGGCCACACAAAAUGGCUGCCUCUGGCCCACAACGUAACAGAAGCGUAAACAAACGCACGCAUUGCAUUGUGGUUGACCAGGACUCUAUAAAAUUACAAAAUUGUGGGACAAUAUUGCAGUGUUGCUCGCCAGAGAACAUCAGGUUUGACUGUAAUUUGCUACAAAACAUCAAUAUUAAAUAAAAUAUCUUAAGGUUUAUAUCAGCAAAUACUGUUCUAAAACCGUUUAUCUCAUUUAAGUUUUAAAACAGAGUCAUUAAAAAUUCUCAGGCCAAGUUGCGACACGGAUUUGUGGCCUAACAAACCAGCUAUCAAACUAUUGCAACAGAGUCAGAGAAGAGUGUAUUUAUGUGUAGUGUAUUUCGCUGCAGUGAAAUUAGUGACUAUAAGACCAUGUCAUAAAUAAUUAUAUCGUUUGCUCUUGUCGUAUAUUGCCGAUUGACUACUCAGUACUCGCAUUUUGAAUCUGCUACUUGAACUGACUCGGUACUACGCCUCUCGUUAGCUACCAAUCAGCUUGAUCUCAUGGUUAUGUAUUUGAAACGUUAAUUGCUAAUUAUAAAAUCAGUCGUCAAAAAUAUAUUUCAUUUUCUAAGGUCCGCCAGGAAAGCGAGGUGAACCUGGACCGACAGGGACACAAGGGGUAAAAGGGAACUCAGGAGGUGUAGUGUACACUCGGUGGGGAAGAAGUGACUGUCCGCAAUCUGGCAACACAACCAUGUUGUAUUCAGGUAACUGGUUUUCAAAUACUUACUAAAGGAGAUGUAUAACAAAUUCAACAAUUAUCAUUUUUGAUAUUAAUACCAGUGCUGUAGAAGUAGAGGGGUUGCUUUGGGGGUCCCCCUUCUUUAAGUUAUGGGGGGAGGCUGAGCCCCCAUCUACUUUGGAAAAUCGAUUAAUAUACAUAAUAUUAUCGUUAGUGUUUUGAAAAUCAUUCAUGAGUUGUUGUAGCGGACUCAUUUCCUCGCAGUCUUUAAUUUUUCAACCGCCGAGCCCGAGCGUCACGUUUAUCGAUAUGUGUGUGUGUUUAUAAGUCUAUUCCAGGCAUAAAGGUCCUAUUCCAAAGCUGCUUAAGACGUAUGCCACGGACUUAUUAUGAGUUAUGGUCUAUAACUAAAGCUACGUUCACAAGCUACGAUUAAUCGUGUACGAUUCGUAUUCUGGCGUAUUAAAAUGAGUCAGUGGCGCCAUAAUUAAUUGCCGUUUCGUUAAAAAGAAAUUUCAAAUAUACCCAGAUUACGCGUGUUUAUUCGAUGACAUGCGCCAGAAAACGAAUCGUACACGAUUAAUCGCAGCGUGUAAACGUAGCUUAACUACGAGUCAUCUCAGUCAUGAGCUGUGAAUAUCUAUGACGUCAUACGAUGACGUCACAUAUUUUUGUACGAUUUCACUGCUUCACGCUCGUCAAGAGAGCCCCCCUCUGGUAAAUUUAGUUGAACAGCACUGAUUAAGAUACUUAUACGUAGAUACAGACUACUCCGCGAGUAUAUAUCUUUCGUUAAGUGUGUAUGACUGGAUUGUGUUGACUAUUACAUUUGUGAUAAAGGAAUUAAAAGUAAUGUAAAAUUAUAGCCUGAAGUUCAAGAGUCUCUUAAGAAUUUACAUGUGUUUCCUUGCACACAAUUCUGGGAGGCUGGACUGACAGGCUAUUCCAGAUUUUUUCAUUACUGUUAUCAUUUUUAACAUGAAAAUGAACCGUCAAAAAGUAUGUUAUAUCCAGGUAAUUGGUUCUAAAAAAGGUAUGCAUGAAAGGUAUGCAUAUUUAUAUCACUGAUAUAUGUAGCAAGACGGCCUGUGUCCUUUUUUGGCUCGUUAAUUAUUAGUUUUAACUGAUCCAUUGUUAUUUUGCAAUAUGUUAUCAGACGCGCAUAACUGAAUAUAUUAAGUUCCGUUUUUAUACAUACCUCUACACUGAAACUGACGACUUUCAAUUCUGAAUUAUCAUCAUCGAUGUUAUAUAGGUGUGGUGGGUGGAUCACAUUAUACACAUACCGGUGGUGCUUCAAACUAUCUCUGUUUGCCAUUGAAUCCAAUAUUUGACAAAAUCACUCCAGGAACUCAAGGAUACAGCUAUAUGUACGGUACAGAGUACGAAUCAUCCUCUCAUACCAACAUGUUUCCCCAAAACGUCUUUGAUCAUGAUGCACCUUGCGCAGUCUGCUACACCGAGUCACGUGGCAGUCACCUGAUGAUUCCAGCUCGUAAUGUCUGUCCCUCAGGUUGGACCUUGGAGUAUAAAGGUUAUCUCAUGUCAGCUUUUCAUGGCCACAAAGGAAGAACCCAGUUUAUUUGUGUUGACGGGAAUGCUGAAGCUACAACUGGAUCUCACAGUGAUCAAAAUGGUGCACUACUGUAUUUUGUUGAAAGUCAAUGUGGUUCUCUUCCUUGCCCACCAUACGGCAAUGGUAAAGAAUUGACCUGUGUCGUUUGCACUAAAUGA
Molecule: messenger RNA, 10610 nt
Organism: Paramuricea clavata
Lineage: Eukaryota; Metazoa; Cnidaria; Anthozoa; Malacalcyonacea; Plexauridae
Source: the annotation of a GenBank genome assembly